Clupea harengus (Atlantic herring) is the source of this 3258-nucleotide messenger RNA. It is a transcript of the gene pls3, whose product is annotated as plastin 3 (T isoform). Gene Ontology annotation, cellular component: actin filament; actin filament bundle; cytoplasm. NCBI's taxonomy places the organism in Eukaryota, Metazoa, Chordata, Actinopteri, Clupeiformes, Clupeidae. Gene Ontology annotation, molecular function: actin filament binding; calcium ion binding. The record is from RefSeq and is a predicted model, not a curated record. Gene Ontology annotation, biological process: actin filament bundle assembly; actin filament network formation.
UGACUUGCUGCCCGCGCUCUUUGUGAGCGAGACAGGAAUGCUGGCCCUCCAGUUUAGCCUUGAAGGGUGUGGAGCGAGCUGCUGCUGCUGCUGUACUUGUCUGCGUCUGCGUGUCUCUGCAUCUCUGCCUCUGUCCCGCUCUACUGAGGAGCCUGCACAGAACAAGGGAGAUUAUUGGACUGAGAGGUGCAGGUUGACUCGGGGGACAUGGCCGGAAAGAUUUCCAAAGAUGAGCUGGAGGAGCUGCGGGAGGCCUUCGCCAAAGUGGACCUGAACAGCAAUGGAUUCAUCUGCGACUACGAGCUGCAUGACCUCUUCAAAGAGGCCAACCUCCCGUUGCCAGGCUACAAGGUGCGAGAGAUCAUCCAGAAGCUGAUGGUCCAGGGUGACAAGGACAAGGACAACAAGAUCAGCUUCGACGAGUUCGUCUCGAUCUUCCAGGAGCUGAAGAGCAGUGACAUCGCCAAGAGCUUCCGCAAGGCUAUCAACAGAAAGGAGGGCAUCCUGGCCAUCGGGGGCACGUCGACGCUCUCCAGCGAGGGAACCCAGCACUCCUUCUCGGAGGAGGAGAGGUUUGCCUUUGUGAACUGGAUCAACUCGGCGCUGGAGAAGGACGCUGACUGUAAGCAUGUGAUCCCCAUGGACCCCAACGCAGACGACCUCUUCAAGGCCGUGGGGGACGGCAUCGUCCUCUGUAAAAUGGUCAACCUCUCCGUACCCGACACCAUAGAUGAAAGAACCAUAAACAAGAAGAAGCUCACGCCGUUCACAAUACAGGAGAAUCUAAAUCUGGCUCUCAACUCCGCCUCUGCUAUCGGCUGUCACGUGGUGAACAUCGGCGCGUUUGACCUGCGGGAAGGCAAACCUCACCUGGUGCUUGGCCUCCUCUGGCAGAUCAUCAAGAUUGGCCUGUUCGCCGACAUCGAGCUCAGCCGCAAUGAAGCUUUGGCCGCUCUGCUGCGAGAGGGCGAGACGCUGGAGGACCUGAUGAAGCUCUCCCCCGAGGAGCUGCUGCUGCGCUGGGCCAACUUCCACCUGGAGAACGCCGGCAUGAACAAGAUCAACAACCUCAGCUCCGACAUCAAGGACUCCAGAGCGUACUUCCACCUCCUGAACCAGAUCGCCCCCAAGGGCCAGAAGGAGGACGAGGAGCGGAUCGACAUCGACAUGAGCGGCUUCAACGAGAAGGACGACUUGAAGAGAGCCGACUACAUGCUGCAGCAGGCAGACCGCCUUGGCUGCCGACAGUUCGUCACCCCCGCCGACGUCGUCGCCGGCAACCCUAAACUCAACUUGGCCUUUGUGGCCAACCUGUUCAAUAAGUACCCUGCCCUCACCAAGCCAGAGAAUCAGGACAUCGACUGGAGCCAGUUGGAAGGUGAGACCAGAGAGGAGAGGACCUUCAGGAACUGGAUGAAUUCGCUGGGUGUGAAUCCCCAUGUCAACCAUCUCUAUGGUGAUCUCAUGGAUGCUCUGGUCAUCCUGCAGCUCUAUGAGAGGAUCAAGGUGCCGGUCGACUGGAACAACAAAGUCAACAAACCGCCAUAUCCCAAGCUUGGGGCAAAUAUGAAAAAGCUAGAGAACUGCAACUACGCUGUGGAGCUGGGCAAGAGCAAGGCCAAGUUCUCCCUGGUGGGCAUAGGUGGGCAAGACCUGAACGACGGCAAUCCCACCCUCACCCUGGCACUGGUGUGGCAGCUCAUGAGGAGAUACACUCUGAAUGUAUUAGAGGACCUGGGAGAUGGAGAGAAGGCCGACGAUAACAUCAUUGUCAACUGGGUAAACAAGACUCUGUUGGAGGCUGACAAAUCAACCAAAAUAUCAAGCUUCAAGGACAGGGAGAUCAGCACCAGUUUGCCCGUGCUGGACCUGAUUGACGCCCUCCAGCCCGGGAGCGUGAGCUAUGACCUGGUGAAGACGGGCACUCUGUCUGACGAGGACAAGCUGGAAAAUGCCAAGUAUGCUGUAUCCAUGGCCAGGAAGAUAGGUGCUCGUGUUUACGCCCUGCCCGAAGACCUGGUGGAGGUGACGCCCAAGAUGGUGAUGACCGUGUUUGCUUGCCUGAUGGGGCGGGGCAUGAAGAAGGCGUAACCUUCCAUUGCGCCAGCCAAUCAAGGCCCACGUCUUCACCCACAAGCCAUUUUGCUGGUUAAAAGGCUUUUGGUUUAAAAAAAGAAAAAAAGAAAAAAAAAAAGAGUUAAAACAGCCAUAUUAAUAAAAAUAAGAGAAGCAAAAGUAAUGGCAAGAGACGUUAAAGAGUAACAUUAAAGUGUUUGGCAAUAGGAGAAUAUUGAAGGGAGGGGUUUGGGAGAUUUAUUCUGUUUAUUCCCCCACCCCCCCAUACAGAUAAUGGUUUGAACUUCGAAGGUACAUAUAAGAAAGAAACACACGAAAUGAUAGUGGACAAGAAAAUACACAAACAGCAAAAUACCUAAACAUAUCUGCAUUCGGAUGGAUUCAAGCCAUGUCAAACUCUCUGCAAUGUAUAUUUUUUUAUUUGCAUAUGUGUUUUUUGUGGAGUUGCGUGGUCCUCUUGAAAAGGAAGCGUGAGGGGACAGAAUCGUCGCUACAUGCAGUAUUGCUUGACACCUGCAGUACAUGCAGUACACACUCAUGGCUUUUUGUAUGGGACCAUUGAAUCUUGAUGCUUAUUUUCCUAGUGUUUUAUAUAUAUAUAAAUAUAUAAGUACAUAUCUUAUGUACCAAAUAUAUACAUACAUACAUACAUACAUACAUACAUUCAUUCAUCCUGUACUGGUAGAAGCUUUAAACAUUCCAUAAUAUCUGAACUCAUUUUAAAAUAUGUCGUAUGUCCAUAUAUACUGAAAAAGGCGUUUUACAGAAAGACGAAGGUCCAAAUGAAAACUAUGCAUGAACAAUCUUUUUUUUUUUUUCUUUUUUUUUUUUAUAUUAUUUAAAAUAACACACUCCAUGGUUGCUAAGGAAAUAAAAAACACAAAGCCUUAAGUAAGAGCAACCAAUUGACAGAAACGUGUCGAAAUGGGGGGGGGAAGGCCCCCCCAGUAUGGAGCUGGUGGCCGUCACAUAUGUGCUAUCAGGUCAGUAGCUUCCUUAGUGAGAGCGGCAGCGCUAAAGCAAACCUGGAGGGGAGAGAAACUGGAAGAGUUGGGCCUCACUGCAGCAUGGUGUCUGGACAGACAGACGGAAGAAUGGCAAACCAAAACAUUGCGUUGUACACAUGUCUAUAACGAAGAUCCAACUGCAGAAAAUAAAGCAACCCAAUGCUGUUCAUAGUAA